This is a messenger RNA of Staurois parvus, 630 nucleotides long. NCBI's taxonomy places the organism in Eukaryota, Metazoa, Chordata, Amphibia, Anura, Ranidae. The record is from the annotation of a GenBank genome assembly.
AUGGGGAAAAAAGUCGCUGUGAUAGGAGCUGGAGCAAGUGGCCUGGUUGCUAUUAAAAGCUGUUUAGAGGAAGGUUUGGAACCCACUUGCUUCGAGAGAACUGAAGAGAUUGGUGGACUAUGGAGAUUUAACGAAAAUCCAGAGGAUGGCAGAGCAAGUAUUUACAAAUCUGUCAUUAUCAACACUUCCAAGGAGAUGAUGUGUUAUAGUGAUUUUCCAAUUCCAGACGAUUUUCCAAAUUAUAUGCAUAACUCUAAGAUAUUUGUUUAUUUCAAAAUGUAUGCAGAACAUUUUCAGCUGACAAAGUACAUCCAGUUUAAGACCAGCGUGGCAAGUGUCACAAAACGGCCAGACUUUGCUACAACUGGACAGUGGGAGGUCACAACUGAAAAAGAUGGCAAGCAGGAGGCAGCCAUCUUUGAUGCCGUAUUUGUUUGUAGCGGCCAUCAUACAGAUGCCCAUCUUCCUCUGGAUUCAUUUCCAGGUAUACAAAAUUUUAAAGGACGCUACCUUCACAGUCGGGAUUAUAAGAACCCUGAAGAAUUUUCAGGUAAAAGAGUGAUUGUAAUUGGCAUUGGAAACUCUGGUGGAGAUAUCGCUGUGGAGCUCAGCAGGACAGCAUCUCAGGUA